UCUCCGCUCUCACUCACCUCGCGGCUGCCUCGCUCACCGCACACGCCACGCUUCCCCUCGCUGCCGCCACUUCCCAUUGCCCUCGCGUACUGUUACCUUGCGUCCCUGAUUGUGAGAAAGGACAGUGAGGCGGUUCAGACUAUCACUUCAAGCACUUUGGCGUUAGUUUUGUGUGCUUCAGUGCACGUGCGAAAGUUUUAUACUGAGAGAUUAGUGUGACGUGGAGUGGCUGCCUUUGUAGUGCUGUUGUGACACCUCGUAGAAAAGAAACUUCCCUCCCUUAAUGGCUUGAAGACGAGCAGCAGCAGGAGGAGGAGGGUGAGGAGGCAUCAGUGUGAGUGGAGUCUAGUCGAAAUCUGACAGAAGGAGACGUAUGCAUUAAGGUAGAAGAAGACAUUUCAUUAUUUCCGGUCACUGCCUGCACCCCAGCGCCAGUGUUUUCCGUUGCUGCCCAGUCGUCAUGCUCGUUGCUACCUACACCUUUGCACGCACGUGAGCCCCCACACCCAACACACCACCAAGACCACCUGUGACUCCCUUCCUGUUAGCUCCAACCACUGAAAAAGAAAAUGGAAGACGGGGAAGCGUGGGUCGUAUCUAACUUCAGCAUGUACGCGUCGCCUGCUGAUGGUACAAAUGAGACUUUACCGAGCGUGGUGCAGGAUACCCAGGCGCCCGUGGUCAAUGUCACGGAGUACCUGCCUUACCACCUGCGCCCCGAGACGUACCUGGUGCCUCUGGUUUUCGCGGGUAUCUUCGUCACGGGCGUGGUGGGCAACGGCGCUCUCAUAUUUAUGUUCCUCAAGCAUCCCACGCUAAGGAGCACCCCCAAUACACACCUGGUGUCGCUGGCGGCGGGGGACCUGUUGGUGGUGCUGCUGACGGUACCCUUCACCUCGCUGGUCUACACGCUGCCCACCUACCCCUUCACGGAGGGCGUGUGCCGGGCUUCAGAGUUUGCCAAGGACCUCAGCAUGGGCAUCACGGUAUUCACACUCACGGCGCUCAGUGCUGACCGCUACAUGGCCAUCGUGCGGCCUGUCAACCACCACGUGUCGGACACCGCGGGCCUCCUCACCAUCGUGGUGGCCGUGAUCAUCUGGGUGGUGGCGGCGGUACUGGCCCUGCCUGCUGCCGUGUUCUCCAAGACGCCAAAGCUGUACACGCCCACCGGGGAGCCCUACCACAUAUGUACGCCCUACCCAGAACACAUGGGUAAUGUGUAUCCCAAGGUGCAUGCCCUAGUCAAGGUGGCGGUGUAUUACCUGCUGCCGCUCAUCCUCAUCGCCUCCUUCUACGUGCUGAUGGCGCGCCAUCUCAUCCUGUCCGCCAAGCAGCUGCCGGGGGAGGCGGCGGGGCAGCAGCGGCAGGUGCGGGCGCGCAGGAAGGUGGCCAAGAUGGUGCUGGCCUUCGUAAUCAUUUUCGCUGUGUGCUUCCUGCCGCUCAAUGUAUUCACGGUAUGGUGGCACUUGGACCCGCUCUCCGAGGAACACUAUGACAUCUACUGGCACUCCAUCCGCAUCGUUGGCUUCUGCCUGUCAUUCAUCAACUCCUGCAUCAACCCCAUAGCGCUGUACUGCGUCAGCGGCACCUUCAGGAAGUACUACAACCGACACGUGUUCUGCUGGUGCGUAGGCCGCCGCCGCAGAGGGGACUGGGACGGCGCUGACUCCACGGGCACGCGCCUCACCACCGCCAUGAAGACUGACCACGUGCCCCUCAAGACUGUGGUGGCCAACGACAACGGCAGCCAAACGGUGCCCGCACACCGCCACACGCCCCUCGCCGUCACCGCCACCACCAAAACCACCACCACCACAGUCUUCUCACGCCCCUGCCGCGACCCUGACCCCGCAUCCUUAGUGUAGACACAUGCAUCAUCCCUAGCACACCUCUAUCUCUGUUUUCCGUCACAUGCUGUACUGUCACUCUGGACUCGGCCCUCACUCGUCCUUCCCUCAGCUCCGCCCAGCAGUGCCAGUCCCAGUCCUGUGAUUGGCUAAGGUGUGGAACAACCCUCAUCUCGCCCAGCCACUACCUCGAGUCCCUGGGCUGUGCAGGUGGUGCCACAAUCCUUUGCUGCUCCUAGUUAGGCCAAGAGCAAGACUGCGCCUGCCGGGGAGGAGGUGACGAAGGGGGCGAAGGGCGGCGCUGAGGCCCUUCGCCCCACCCACCUCCUCCCUUGGGCGUAACGUGCUGGGAAGGACGUCCCUCCACCCCUACACCCAAUCUCGUGUGGGUGUGAGGGCGGCGGCGCUGCCGCGUCCUUAGUGGAACAAAUAUUCUCGGGGAGAAGAAAUACAUAUGAACAUACACAUCAUGUACAGACGUGUGUGUGUACAUGUGUAUAAAUAAUCAUGCCAAAGUGCAGCGUACUCGCGUGUUUGCAAAUGACGUAGUAGAGUGUACCGUAGAACUAUGUGAAGAGACUCCUAAUGUUUGUGAUUGUGUGAGGGAAGAAAGACUAACUUUUCGUGACUGUGUCAAAGAGAAGAGACCAAUUUUACAACAUGAAGGAGUGGGAAACCCUUGGGGAUCCGCACUGCGCCGCGUACUGCCCUCCCCUUCCUGCUCCGCCCCUCACCUGCAGGCAUGGAGCCACACCGAUGCUUUCCGUGUUAGGCCAUUGUGUGUGUGUGUGUGUGUGUGUGUGUGUUAUGCUGGUCUGGUCGUGAGGGAAGAGGCGACACUAUGUUCACUGUAAUCUUGUAAAAGAGCUUUGAAUGUUGCAGAGAGAGAGAGAGAGAGAGAGAGAGAGAGAGAGAGCUUCUGCUGCGUUGUGGGAGUAAGUUGUCAACCUGAAUGUUCAACCUUGAUAUUCAGUUAUUAUUUUAUUUACGUCGUGGCAACAACCUUCCAUUGUGACCACCGAGGCUUCUGUCUGUUUUCGUCACUUGUAAAUAUCACCACCCCACCCUUGGUCUCUAUAACCUCGCCCCUUCUUCCCUCUCCUCCCUCAGUUACCCUCAGUUUACUUCCACUUCCGCCUCCUUUCCUCACUGUCAUGACGAAAGCUUGGGAACAACAUUUUUCGCUCAGUUUUGGUAUCAGUGUAGCUUUUUGCCUCUAGAUCUCUUUGUUUAUGUUUUGUCAAUAUUACCAGCGUUAGUUUGUCUCUCUACCUUAGUGUCUCAUCGGGAACGUCAUCCGUUUAUGUAUGAUGAAACUGCCCCUUGCUUCCUUUUGUUGUGAAUGUUUUUUUUUUUUUUUCGUUUUUUUUUCCCGUAAUUAUUAUGACAUCGUGCAAUUUAUGUUUUACUUUUGCGACGGAAACUACGUAGGCGUUAUUAAAAAUGUUUUCUGUUAA
Molecule: messenger RNA, 3307 nt
Organism: Portunus trituberculatus (swimming crab)
Lineage: Eukaryota; Metazoa; Arthropoda; Malacostraca; Decapoda; Portunidae
Product: neuropeptide CCHamide-1 receptor-like
Exons: 2
Coding region: 570-1868 (432 amino acids)
Biological process (GO): G protein-coupled receptor signaling pathway
Cellular component (GO): membrane
Molecular function (GO): G protein-coupled receptor activity
Source: RefSeq, a predicted model, not a curated record